Molecule: messenger RNA, 1512 nt
Organism: Eimeria acervulina
Lineage: Eukaryota; Apicomplexa; Conoidasida; Eucoccidiorida; Eimeriidae
Exons: 3
Coding region: 1-1512 (503 amino acids)
Biological process (GO): maturation of SSU-rRNA
Cellular component (GO): preribosome, small subunit precursor
Molecular function (GO): RNA endonuclease activity
Source: RefSeq, a predicted model, not a curated record
AUGACCCCCUCGCAGCAGCAGCAGCACGAGGACCCUGAUGUUUCUCCUCCUUCCUCAAGUUCUGAAACUCAAGAAAGUGAAAACUUGCCACCAGCUUCUAUAUCUUGGGCAGCACGGGUAUCCAGGGCGUCAGAAGUAUCGUCUCUUUCAAAGCCUCUUUUGGGGCCCCCCGCCGGGGCGCCAAAAGGGCCCCCAAAGGGGCCGUCUGCGGAGGAUGCGGGCAGAGGGAAGCCCCCGCCGCAGCAACCGUCAGUUGAUGCUGAAGCGAAGAAGACUGCAAUUCCAUCCUUACCAGCGUUCGCUCUUGCGUCGAAGGAGCGUCCGGUGGUAGUUUUAGAUGCAGGAGCGCUAAUGCGAGUAGACGCCUUAGACAGGUACCGGGGAAAAUGCACCUUCGUUACAACAACAGCAGCAGCACAAGAAGUUAGGGAUGCCAUGGCGCGCCAGCGGAUUGAAUCGCGAUUUUUGGAGGUGCAUUCGCUUGAACCCUCAGCGGCCGACAGGAGUUGGGCAGAGAGGUUUGCAGAUAUGACAGGAGACCUUCCCUUUCUCUCUCAGACAGAUUUAGGACUCGUUGCACUCACAUACAUGCUGCAAAGAGCUACAGGACAGACACAACGCCUCAAUGCAAAGCCCCCAGCCUUCGAGUUCUUCAGCGAAACCGAGCUUAUGCAGAAACUUGAAGACGGUGGGGCUGGAAAGCACAUGUGGACACUGCAGUACAAUAGUGCUGCUUCUAAAAUAGCAAAGGAUGCAAAAGGGGAAGAACUGAAACCAACAGAUCAGCCAGAAGAGGAACAAGAAAGCGAGUCUGCACAGACAGACGAUGAUGAUGAUGAUAUGGAUGCGGAAGAGGGAUGGGUAACCGAGGAGGUGCUGAGGGAGCACUUGGGUCUUGCUGCUCCAGACGAAAGCUCUUGCGAUCAUGCUAAUGCAAUAGAAAAUGAAUCAAAUAACCCCAAAGAGGCAAAUACUCAGGAAUUAGACAAUACGCUUGCUAAUGCGUUCAGCGGCUUGGAGCUGCGCGCAGACAAGCAAGAAAUAGAAGACCUCGUUUCGUGCAUGACCACAGAUUUCUCAAUGCAAAACGUUUUGCUGCAAAUGGGACUCAAUGUCCUCGCGGUAGACGGCAGAAGAAUACGCACUGUAAAGAUCUGGGCGCUUCUCUGCCGGGCCUGUGGGCAUAUUGAACGGAAAACCAGACUCUUGUUUUGCUCUAAGUGUGGCCACUACACUCUCGAUAGGACUCCGCUGUAUUUCGAUCAAACUACGGGGAAGAUAUUAAUUUUUGAUGGGCGAAAGAAGAUCUCAAAGAGGGGGCAGGUAUAUUCGAUUCCAAAGGAUAAGGGAGGGAAGCACUCGCGACCCAUUAUACUUGCGGCCGAUCAGCUGUUGAUGGGCGGGUUAGAUCGGGAGAUGAGACACAAGGAGAAGUUAUGGAAAAAGGAUGUGGAGUCUAAAAACCCAUUCUCUCCUGUGAGUCGGUAUUUCAACAUGAAUGCUAUAGCCUAA